Molecule: messenger RNA, 759 nt
Organism: Papilio machaon (common yellow swallowtail)
Lineage: Eukaryota; Metazoa; Arthropoda; Insecta; Lepidoptera; Papilionidae
Gene: Irbp18
Product: CCAAT/enhancer-binding protein gamma
Exons: 2
Coding region: 293-658 (121 amino acids)
Biological process (GO): regulation of transcription by RNA polymerase II; DNA-templated transcription
Molecular function (GO): RNA polymerase II cis-regulatory region sequence-specific DNA binding; DNA-binding transcription factor activity, RNA polymerase II-specific
Source: RefSeq, a predicted model, not a curated record
UCAUAUCGUCUCCAAAGUCUUUUAAUUUUGUUUAUAUUUUUACUUUUCUAAUUUAAUGUGAACUAAAUAAUUCACUAGAAUUAAGGAAAAGUGGAGAGGUUCUUAAUAAAUUUUUUAACAAGUUUAUACCAAAUUUGAUUGACGGAAGUGAAAAUCAAGUUCAUUAGAAAUAUUGCGUCAUAUUUUUGUUUGUGUUAAAAACAGAACUUACGAAACAACGUUAAGAAGCGAAUUUAAUAAAACUGAAAAUAAGAAGUGAACGCAUAUUGCUACAAAGCAGUUAAUUCUUUUGAUGUUAUUGGAUGAUUUUACUUCGAUGCCGCCGGAAAAGCGACCCAAACGAGGUCUCAGCGAUGCUGACGAUGAAGAUGACGAUUACAGGAGACGAAGAGACAGGAACAAUGAGGCAGUUAAGAAGAGCAGAUUUAAAUCAAAGCAAAGAACACAAGAAACAUUCACCAGAGUGAAUAAAUUAAAAGCAGAAAAUCAAAUGCUGGAAGAAAAAGUGAAAACAUUAACAAAAGAUCUCCAAUUUUUGAAGGAUUUGUUUCUUGAGUAUGCAUCAAAUUCACAGAACUCCAAAUUUGCGGGAUUAGAUUUAGAAAAGCUUUUAGAUGAUGUGCAAGAUGAUAAGAAAGUUGGAAAAAGUGGUAAAUGAUUCAUACUGAAACUUUUAUAUGGACGGAUUUAUUCUCAUUUGGUUCUUGGAAAACUUUCAUUUAUAGUUUUACUUUUUUGUUUAUAGAAUAAACAUGAUCU